Vanessa atalanta (red admiral) is the source of this 1840-nucleotide messenger RNA. RefSeq names its product glycine-rich protein DOT1-like (gene CPG10). The transcript has 4 exons. NCBI's taxonomy places the organism in Eukaryota, Metazoa, Arthropoda, Insecta, Lepidoptera, Nymphalidae. The coding region runs from base 40 to 960 and encodes 306 amino acids. The record is from RefSeq and is a predicted model, not a curated record.
AUAUAGGUCGUCUGCGUGAGUCCUGCGCCAGUAAUCACGAUGGGAUUCCAUAGUGUAGUGAGCGUGCUGGCGCUGGCGGCGGUCGCCUUCGCCUCUGUGAAUGAUAACGCCCUGGGAGGCGGAGAACGAGUUUUUGUAGCUCCAGUUUUAGCUCCCCCGAGGGAAACGAGGACUCAUGUUACGGAUCGCUCGCGCCAGUUUCCAAUAUUAGUACUUCUCACUCAGGGAAAUCAGCAGCCUAAAGUGUUGGAACCCCAAGCGAAGUCGUUAGGUGUAAAUACACAACCUAUUUAUGUUCAGAAACUAGAAGAUCAAGAAAGACAAGUCCGUUCGAACAGACAAAAGCGACAUCUUAAGAAGUUAUUAGGUCUUGGAGGUAUAUCAUUUGGCGGUGGAUAUGGAUAUGGCGGAGGCGGUGGAUACGAGGGUAGAGGUCACGGUGGUUAUGACGGUGGCUACGGUGGGCACGGUGGUUACGGUGGUCAAGGAGGAUACGGCGGCCACGGUGGAUACCAGGAACCAUCAAAAACCAUUGUUGUGAAAGUCAUUAAAGAACAUGGAGGUCAUCAUGGAGGCGGUGGUUAUGGUGGCAACUAUGGUGGCAAUUAUGGUGGCAAUUACGGCGGAGGUUCCAUCCCAAGUGGACAUGGCAAUGGUGGUGGAUACGGGGGUGGAGGCGGCGGCGGAUACGGUGGUGGUUACGGCGGUGGUUACGGCGGUGGUUACGGCGGCGGUGGCGGCGGCGGUGGCGGUGGUGGCGGCGGCGGAGGAGGUGGAGGUGGUGGCGGCUACGGCGGCGGAUAUGGCGGAAACAAUGGAUACAGCGGCGGCGGACAACAUGGUGGCGGUUGCGGCGGUGGCUGCGGUGGUAAUUACGGCGGUGGUAGUAGUUCAGCAACAGCCACUGCCACAGCAACGGCUACAGCUCAUGCGAAUUCCAAUGGGUACAAAAAACGCUAAAUUAAAUCAAAACGACUAGACGACUGUGUCAAAAUAAGAAUAUUAAAAAAGAUCUAUACAGAUUUUCGUUUAAUAUGUAUAUGUGAACUAUAGUAUAUUAUACUUUUAUAGAAAUAACAAAAAAACAUUUAAAGGCUUUAUUACUGAGUUAAACAGAUUGACUUAAGUAUAAAUCUGUUAAUAUAAAUAAAUAUUGUAACUAUAUUAAUCUGACAUUUUGGAACAAAUCACAGCUUUAAUUAAAUAUAUGGUAUGCAUAUUUAAUUCCAUUAAUACACAUUUUUUUUGUAAAUUAAUUUAAUAAUAAUGUAUAAUUUUGAAAAUAAAUGUAAGGAAUGCAAUGUCAAGUACUUCAUAACGCCAUUUUUUAAAAAUAUUAUUGGAAUUUAUUUAAACUUCGAAUGAACAAUAUAAUUUAAAAAAAUCACAGGAUAUUAUAUCAAUAUUUACUAUUAUUAAAAUAAAUAUAUAUAAAAAAAAAAAUCCCUUUUUACUAAACCACUGUGACAUUAAUGACAGCUAAUAUAUGUAUUAAAAUUUGUUUAUAACUUCUUGUGAAUCUGUGAUUUGAAUAAGAGAAUAAAUGUAUUCUAUUUUUUUAAUAUAAAGACUCUUUAAUAGAACAGUAAUCCUACAACAACUUAAUUAACUGCCAUUUAUUCCUCGUUUGUAACUGCAUAUGAUACGCGAUUAAGUUAAAUGUAUUAUAAUUGUAGCAUGAUAGUCAAUGUCUAUGACGAUGAAUGCGCCUUACUACAUGAAUACUUGCUAAUCAUGUUCAAGUCUUAUGAAUGAAAAGAAAAAAAAAUGUUAGCCUAAAUUGACACUACUGUUCUAUUUUUAAUAAAAAUAAUUGUAUUUGAUUCGUGCGUGUACUCUU